UGGCAACGAGUCAAGAUCGGGUGAGAGAAGUGAUCAAAAAAUGGCAUCCGCGCCGAUGUCGCACAAUGAGGUUUCCCAGGAAUUUUCUGUCAACAAACUUAUCCGCGUUGGUUAUUACGAGCUGGAAAAAACUAUUGGUAAAGGAAAUUUUGCCGUAGUAAAAAUGGCCACCCACGUCGUAACAAAAUCUAAGGUUGCUAUAAAGAUAAUAGAUAAAACUAAACUAAAUGAGGAAAAUUUAGCAAAAAUUUUUCGUGAAGUACAUAUAAUGAAAAGAUUACGACAUCCACAUAUUAUAAGACUGUACCAAGUAAUGGAAACAGAAAAAAUGAUAUAUUUAGUGACAGAAUAUGCUCCUGGUGGUGAAAUAUUUGAUCAUCUUGUUCGAAAUGGUAGAAUGGCAGAACCAGAGGCACGAAGAGUUUUCCGUCAGAUUGUACUUGCCGUUCAUUAUCUGCAUCAACAAAGAGUAGUUCAUCGAGAUCUUAAGGCUGAAAAUUUGUUACUUGAUGCAGACAAUAAUAUAAAAAUUGCUGAUUUUGGCUUUAGUAAUGAAUAUACACCUGGUGUUCCACUUAGUACAUGGUGUGGUUCACCACCAUACGCUGCACCUGAAAUUUUUGAAGGAAAACAUUAUGAUGGUCCAAGAGCUGAUGUCUGGAGUCUUGGCGUUGUCUUAUAUGUAUUAGUUUGCGGUGCUCUACCAUUUGAUGGACCUACAAUGCAGUUGUUACGAUCUGUGGUUGUCUCAGGGAAAUUCAGAAUACCAUUUUUUAUGUCUGCAGAUUGCGAAAAAUUGAUUAGACACAUGUUGGUGGUAGAACCAGAGCGACGUUUAAGUAUUUCUCAAAUCUUAGCGCAUUCAUGGAUGAGUGAAGAUGGCGUAAUAGAAUUAGAACCUGGAGGAUGUAAUCCUGAAGUAAGCGUGCCACCACCAUUAAAUCAAUUAGUAAUAGAAAAUAUGUUAAGAUUGCCUGGACUUAGCACAGAUACGUUAUUACAAGCCAUUAAAGGAAAUACUUUUGAUCAUGUAUCAGCUAUAUACAAUUUACUUGUUGAUCGAUUAGAACCAACAAUGCCUAAUUUACACAGUAUUCAAAGUAUACCAGGUGAUUAUUUGCCAGAUGGUGCACAUCAAUUAGAGAAGUUUGGUGAAACUGAAGCGGAAACGGAAGAGAAAAGUGGUCUUUAUUUGCCAUCUGGAACACCUUACCAUACAACAAGAAGACAUACAGUUGGACCUGGUGAUGCAGUGCAUCAAUCUCCUUCGUCAUAUCCUUAUCAUCAUAUGUCAGGCUAUCAAACUUUACGGCCUCUUCCUGUUCUUCAGUGUAAUAUGGAUCCUCAAGUUUUACCACAUACCAAUUUACCAUUAAAUCUUCCCUUAGUUCAACAUCAACCACCACAAAAUUUCCAAAUAAAGGAUCAACAUUUAUUGAAACCACCUCCUGUAAUGGGUGCCACCGGAGGUUUUGGUAGAAGAGCUUCAGAUGGUGGAGCAAAUCUUCACAUAUUUCAUCAACAACAUAGUAGUAACAUUAACAAUGAUGAAGAUAAUGGCUGGAGUCAAUCUGGUAGUAGGGAACAAUUACAGCCAUUACAGAGUGGUAGUUCAGGAUUAGUACCAUGUGCUCAAUCAUUAAAUGUUGCUGUCAGUACUGCGACUGGAGACGGGAGUAAUAACAACAGUGGUAAUAAUAGUGGAAAUAGUGAUAGAAGAAGAAGAAGUGGCCUUAGCACUGUUAUGCAGCGACCAGUUAUAAAUCCGGAAUUGGUAAUGGAAGUAGAAGCUAGGAUGAAUAGGGCUUACCUACCAUCGCGACUGUUACCAACUCACCUUAGAGGAUCAACACUUCCACACCACAGGAAAUCUUCAUUAUAUCAUGCUAGCACUGUAAGUAAUAGGGAUUCGUAUAAGGAACCAAGCAGCCAUGUUGCUACUGAAAGAUACUCACCUGUUCGUCGGGCAUCGGAAGGAUCGGGUGCACCUGGACCAGGCAUCCAAGCACUUCAACAAGAAUAUCAACAGUUACAAAGAUUAGCAUCACCUUCACACAGUCCUGCGAGUAUUCCUGGUUCUCCUGUUCACGAAAGAGGUGUAGCAGCAAUUACGCAAGGUCUCAGUGGUUUAACUACGACAUCAGUACAGGGUAGUAUCGUACACGGUACGCCAGCACAGCCACCGGCCACACCUUUAGAUUUGAGUCCACUUAGGCAUCAUAGAUCACCUGCGACUACUCCUGUGAGUUACUCUCCCAGCAAUAGUCCAGCAUUGGAUAUGAUACAAGAAGAACAUCCUGUAGAAAUAUCAAGGUUGCAAAAAACCCACGAAGCACACUUUAUUCAAGGGAUGUCCUAGAGAUAUCAUUUUGAGAUUUCGCAUUAAUCUCACAUCGGGGAUAGUCUCGGACAUCUGGUGGGCAUCCAGCAGAUACACUAAUGUCCGCCACAAUGUUAUCCUACGGAUAUUUUAGACGAAGUCCAGAGGAUAUCCAAGAACUCCAGAAAUAUUGUAAGAUAUAUAAUGCUUGAGAUGUGACAUAUACGUCCUAAAUAAUUAUUAUUGUGUAUUAUACUAUUAGACGCAUGAUUCACGCGAAUGUACAUUCAUAUAGAAGUAUAAAUAUUUGAAGACAUGGUAGUGGCUCGAUGCUGAGACAAGCGCAACGACAUUGUAGGGCGAGACCAGCCGUAUUAAAGAUUCCUUUAUUAUGCAAGCCGACAAGUUGCGAGAGAUCGAGAUUAUCGAAUCUCAAUAACGGCUAAGCUGAUCAAGUUUUAUGUAUGCUCAAUGAGUAUAGAAAACGCGGAGGAAUUGAACGAGGGCAUAUAUGUCUCA
This is a messenger RNA of Trachymyrmex cornetzi, 2839 nucleotides long. Its product is annotated as serine/threonine-protein kinase SIK3. Gene Ontology annotation, molecular function: tau-protein kinase activity; ATP binding. The coding region runs from base 41 to 2359 and encodes 772 amino acids. Gene Ontology annotation, cellular component: cytoplasm. The transcript has 13 exons. The record is from RefSeq and is a predicted model, not a curated record. Lineage: Eukaryota; Metazoa; Arthropoda; Insecta; Hymenoptera; Formicidae. Gene Ontology annotation, biological process: intracellular signal transduction; microtubule cytoskeleton organization; protein phosphorylation.